AUGGGGAGACUUCCGACCACAUUCGUUGGACAUGUUGUCAGAGUGUUCCGGAUAAUGGAUGACAAUAACAACCGGACCCUGGAUUUCAAAGAAUUUAUCAAAGGCUUAAAUGAUUACGCUGUGGUCAUGGAAAAGGAAGAGGCAGAAGAGCUCUUCAGGAGAUUUGACAAAGACGGAAGUGGGACCAUAGACUUCAAUGAAUUUCUUCUCACAUUGAGACCUCCCAUGUCCAGAGCCCGAAAAGAUGUGAUUAUGCAAGCCUUUAGAAAGCUGGACAAGACCGGGGAUGGCGUGAUAACAAUUGAAGAUCUUCGGGUGGUUUAUAAUGCCAAACACCAUCCAAAGUACCAAAACGGAGAAUGGUCAGAGGAUCAAGUGUUCAGGAAGUUUCUGGAUAACUUUGACUCGCCCUAUGACAAGGAUGGAUUGGUUUCAAAAGAAGAAUUUUUGAACUAUUAUGCUGGAGUUAGUGCCUCUAUUGACACCGAUGCCUAUUUCAUUUUAAUGAUGAAAAAAUCCUGGAAAUUAUGACUUUGUCUAGUAAUUCUUUCAUGAAUCAGAGAUUCUCCAAGAGUGGGACUACUUUGAAAGAAGUUCACUAUUACUGAUUUUGAUAAUGUGCAAAUGAAAGUUUCUGAACACCUGGAUUUUAGAAAGCACUAGGUCUUCAAUAAUCUUUCCUAAUGAUCUGGAACAUGUUUAUUUCCUGAGGAUAUAUUUUUAGAUCAGAAAAAAAGGAGAAAAGUAAUGAAGAAUGAAGAAAUAUAGGAAAGAAUAGAGGAGGAAAAGACAGAAUAAGGGAGGAUGAAUAUACAACAGGAAAAAAGAGUGAUAUUUGAAAUGAUUUCCUAGGUAAAAUUAUGUCCUUAUUAUAGGUGUUCCUCAUAUAGGUGCAAAGGUCACGUUUUCCCACACUUUGACUUCUGCAGCAGGAGGUGAUACUGAGGAUUGAAGGAAUGUCUGUGUGAAAUUUCCUGAGCUUUCUUAUUUUCAUGCUUCUCUCAUCUAAUUCUGU
Echinops telfairi (small Madagascar hedgehog) is the source of this 1015-nucleotide messenger RNA. It is a transcript of the gene CAPSL, whose product is annotated as calcyphosine like. Lineage: Eukaryota; Metazoa; Chordata; Mammalia; Afrosoricida; Tenrecidae. Gene Ontology annotation, molecular function: calcium ion binding. The coding region runs from base 1 to 531 and encodes 176 amino acids. The record is from RefSeq and is a predicted model, not a curated record. The transcript has 4 exons.